Pisolithus orientalis is the source of this 2535-nucleotide messenger RNA. RefSeq lists its product as uncharacterized. The transcript has 17 exons. The record is from RefSeq and is a predicted model, not a curated record. NCBI's taxonomy places the organism in Eukaryota, Fungi, Basidiomycota, Agaricomycetes, Boletales, Pisolithaceae. Bases 1 to 2535 code for a protein of 844 amino acids.
AUGGAGGGUACUAUGGAUACCCCAGCAUUGUCUGAGGGACAGACCAAUAACAAACAUUGCAAACUCACUCAGACACCUGCCACUGCUGCUACCAGGGUGGGAGCCAUGGAGUAUUGGUCUCAGAGUAUGCCAGAACAUGGCAACCAAAUGGUAGUUCAAAUGGUAAGCACAGCUUUGACUGGAAAAAUUAGAGAGGUCAAGGAGCCCAAAGGUCCAAAACAAUGGCUACACACAGUCAUCCCCAAGGGUGACAAUGUGGUGGCUGAUAUCAAGACCACAGAAAUUGCAGAGGCAGAUGCCUGCAUUUCUCAGAUUGAACAUGCAGUGGCUGACAUGUCAUUAGGCUAUGCACUAAUGACUGUGAUCCAUGACAAACCUGAUUCACAAUGUGACCUGGGCUCUGGACCUCUUCUAAAGUUACAAGAAUACAACCCUCAGGAUGUGGAUGCCAAUCAUCUCAAAAAAUUACAUGAAAAUAUCAAAAUGCAUUGCCUACAGAACCAAGCCAUUUGGAAUGCCAUGGUGGUGGCAGUCCCACCUAGACAUGGCAACAACCCCAUAGUCACCUUGCCAGAUGAUGAUAAUGACAGGCUAUACCAAGUGUUGAACAUCAUUGCAACAUUGGAGUCUGCCAAGGACAAAGAAAAUUACAUCAAUGAAAUUUGUCAUCAUACAGGGGGUUCAAGCAAGAGUCAUCCAGCACACAUCCUUUCAGAUGAAGGAAUCUAUUCAGCUGUCACCCCCCUGUUCAUGGGAGGAAAAUUGGCAGGGCUGACACAGGAACAGGGUUCACUGCUUGUCAGCUGGACAGUUGGUGCCCAGCCACAGGUGGUGCUGGAGAAGGCUCCUAAGGGUGAAGGGCAGGGGGAGAUGACUGAAGAAGCCAAGAGCCAUGCUCUAGCCAAGGAAUUGAGGGCAUAUGCAAGGAAGGUCUGCGUAGACAUGGCAGUCAAGGUGGGCUGGAUCAAGGCAGGGCUGUUGAAUGUCCAGCAUGUCUUUUCAGAUACUGUCAGCACACCACCAAUUGAGCUCACUGAAGUGAUCAAGGAGUCCAGGCUGGCUAGAGUCAUGAGGGUCUGGGGCCAGGAAUCAACCUUGCAUAUGGAAGGUGGGCAUCACCCAGGGAGUCAACUGGGGGAGUGGUCUGACUGCAUUGCCAAGUGGCUGCACAGCCACUGGCAUCAGCUCCUUAUAUGGAAGGCAGGUAUUGCCCAGCUUGUUGAUGAUUUGGGCAGUCUGACUGUGUUGCCUGGGACCCCCACCACACAGCCACUGGCAUCAACCCCAUGUAUGGAAGGAAUCAACCUCACAGCCACUGACAUCAACCCCUUAUAUGGAAGGUGGGCAUCACCCAGUGGAAUUAACCAUGCCCAAGUCAAUGUUGAUGGGUGUCAUCUGAGUGCUGUGGGCCAGGCAUCAACAGUACAGCCACUGGAGUCAACCCCAUAUGUGGUGGUCAGGAAUCACCCAGUGGAAUUAGAGGGCAACAUGACAGAGGGCAAUGAGUCAAGCAAGGGAAAGCACCUGCCUGAUCAUGUCUCCCAAGAGGACACUGACAACAUCAUACAAGCAGAGAAGCCCAGCAGGAAGCCCACAACCCAGACAGCCAAGGACAAAGGACCUGUGGCAGACAAGGGUCCCAAGAAGACAGCAUGUGGGGUUGAUGUCCAUGGUAUGAAGAGACAAGCUGUGAAGCAGAUCCAAAAAGAUUGGCAAGCAUACACAAAUGGGAAGAACCUGGAGCUCAAAACCUUUGUCAAUGUCACUUAUUUAGAUCCAUGGGCAAAGGCAUUUGUGGAGCAUGCCUGCAACACAAACACAUUUGAUUACUUUGGAUCAACAGAAGCUGCUGACAAACAGAAGUAUGACAGUGGCAUGCCCCCCUACUGGCAUGAGGUAGAAAAGACCUGCAAUGAGAUGUGGAAAUCAGCAAAAAUCAAUUGGCUCAGGAGCAGAUAUUUCAUGAAGGACUACUGCACAUGGCACAUUGCACUUCCCAUGGCCAACAAGUACCUGGCACUGGCAUUUCUAUGGCUGUUCCUUGGGGAGAAGCCAGACAAGAGUGGCAGGAGUGGGAUGGCAAUGGCCAUUGCAGAGGUAGGUGUCCAAGUGACAUCAUGGCAGAUUGGUUCUGACUUAUCCUGGGCAGUGACAUGGGUGGAACCAUUGGCAAGAUACAUGAUUGAACAGUGGGACACCCAGGCAAAGGAAAACAGUCCACUGAAAGCAUGGACCAACUACACCUUGGCCCUGUCCAAUUAUAUGGAAGGUGUCAAAGAUGGGGAGGAUAAGGUGAAUGUAACAACCCCAUUGCAGUGGUCAGCUGCACAACUCAUCAACAAGUUGUGCAAUGGAGAACACCUGCUAAUAUGGGCACACAUGAGUGAACACUACAAUAUGACCACUCCUAUCUGCACUGUGUUCAAACCCCUUGAUCUUGGAAUAACAAUUGAAUUUAAAUAUAAUACACUAUGCAGAUUUGUAUUUAUCAAAGAUGGUGAAGAGUUUGCAUACCAGUCCACAAUCCCACCAUAA